Messenger RNA from Beta vulgaris subsp. vulgaris (sugar beet), 519 nucleotides. RefSeq lists its product as uncharacterized. NCBI's taxonomy places the organism in Eukaryota, Viridiplantae, Streptophyta, Magnoliopsida, Caryophyllales, Amaranthaceae. The coding region runs from base 1 to 519 and encodes 172 amino acids. The record is from RefSeq and is a predicted model, not a curated record. The transcript has 2 exons.
AUGGCUUGUGUAUCUUUAGUAUCAUUUCAUAUCCUGAUAAAUGGUACCCCUUGCAAGCCUUUCAAGGCUAAGAAAGGAUUGAGACAAGGGGAUCAUAUGUCCCUCUUUCUCUUCGCGAUUGGAAUGGAGUAUUUGUCAAGAUGUCUUGGAAGCCUUAGGCAUAAUCCAGAUUUCAAUUUUCACCCAAGAUGUGAAAGGCCACAUAUUACUUACUCGAUGUUUUCUGAUGAUCUUCUUAUGUUUGCUAGAGCUGGUCAUAGUUUUCUUCAACUGCUAUUUAACGCUUUUAGCAAGUUUUCCCCUGCCUCGGGCCUUAUGGCAAAGCUGGAGAAGAGUAACUUGUACACUGCUGGUGUCAGUGAAGAAGAGAAGAUUAGACUUUACCUUAUUGUUCAGAUCCCAAUGGGCUCCUUCCAUUUUAAGUACCUAGGAGUUCCUCUUAGAACUAGGAAACUCUUUUAUCAAGAAUGCAAACCUCUCAUAGAGAAUAUUGUUGCUAGGGUCAGGGCAUGGAGCUAG